Opisthorchis viverrini is the source of this 627-nucleotide messenger RNA. RefSeq lists its product as hypothetical. The record is from RefSeq and is a predicted model, not a curated record. Bases 1 to 297 code for a protein of 98 amino acids. NCBI's taxonomy places the organism in Eukaryota, Metazoa, Platyhelminthes, Trematoda, Opisthorchiida, Opisthorchiidae. The transcript is spliced from 3 exons.
AUGUGCGCCGGCGAUCACAGUCAACCGUUGGGCAAUCAGAGUGUGCGAUUUCUAGGGCCAGCCUUUUUCACUUCCCUGGGGAAACACCUUACCGUCUUCACAAUCCUAUCGCAGAAAAUUGUACGACCUGAGCCCCCGGACCACUUGGUAUUCCAACUACUCCUAAUACGGGAGCUUGGUUGCUCCCCUUUGGCCUUCCUAGAAUGGUUGAACCUUGCCGAACGAAGUUCCAGCGACUCCCACAGAGAAACAACGUCCGAAGUUGCUCAAGCAGCUGAGCAAGGUGCUCGUCGGUAAGACUAAACCUCUAUCGAGCCACACAGAGAAUACAGCUAACUAGAGUGCUAUUUUUCUUGCUAUGACUUUUUUUCAGUCCGACGCCUUGUACCUGUUAGCCUUGAUAUUUUCGAAUUCUUGUACUUUUCCCCAACCUGACUCCAUCGCUUCUAUUUUGUAUCAUGACCCCGGCCGAUUAGGGCCCAACAGCGUGUACCCAUUCAUUUGUGUAUAUUUUUCGUGCUGGUAGUAAUAUUCUUGUGCUGUCUUUCUGCCACCUGUAUCGUUGUUUUUGCUGCGAGCCUCAGACGGCAGCGAUGCAAUCGUUGAACCGUCGGUGUUUUGCUGUCG